Messenger RNA from Paramuricea clavata, 298 nucleotides. NCBI's taxonomy places the organism in Eukaryota, Metazoa, Cnidaria, Anthozoa, Malacalcyonacea, Plexauridae. The record is from the annotation of a GenBank genome assembly.
AUGGAAGUAAAUAGAGAUAAGGGGGCAGAGUUUUUAAAAGAAAAGAAUAUCGGUUGCUCAAAGGAUAUGCCAGUGAGAACAAACCUCGAAGCAUUUUUUGAAAUCGGAACUAAAGUAAAGGUGAGGUGGUCUGCAGACGAAAUUAAAGACACAGGAUGGAAACCAGGAUGGUAUGUGGCAUAUGUUCAGUCAGCUGAUUCUUAUGAAGAUCAAAUAGUAGUUGAACACCCUAGCAAAGCAGAUGAAUUAUAUACACUUGAUGUUUCCCCAUUGGUAGCUGAAGGCAGUCUAAAAUUAG